Messenger RNA from Chinchilla lanigera (long-tailed chinchilla), 3329 nucleotides. RefSeq names its product chromosome unknown open reading frame, human C10orf2 (gene Twnk). The record is from RefSeq and is a predicted model, not a curated record. Gene Ontology annotation, cellular component: mitochondrion. Bases 484 to 2538 code for a protein of 684 amino acids. Gene Ontology annotation, biological process: mitochondrial DNA replication. NCBI's taxonomy places the organism in Eukaryota, Metazoa, Chordata, Mammalia, Rodentia, Chinchillidae. The transcript is spliced from 5 exons. Gene Ontology annotation, molecular function: 5'-3' DNA helicase activity; single-stranded DNA binding; ATP binding.
GGCGGGCGCAGCUCCGCGCUCCUAGCGGAGCGGAGCGGAGGCUCGUGGGGCGGCGGCUGCCCGGCGCGAGGCGGGAGGGCUCCGCGGCCGGCGGGGAGAGGCCCGGGAGCGGUGCGAUGACCCGAGGGAUCGGGGCGGUGCGGGGCACAGGCGGAGGAGCCGUGAAGGCCCCGCCCACGGGCAUCCUAGCGGAGCGAGGGAAAUGUGAAAGGGUCGUGUGGACUGGCGGAGCCGCGAGGGAGCAGUGCAGGGGGCCGAGGAGGAUUCCAGGGAGCUUGGUAGAAGUUUUGGGUUUGUUUUGAGGCGGGGUGGUUGAGGUUGGCCUCGAGUGCACACGGCCCUCCUGCCUCGGGCUCCCUCGUGGUGGGGUUGUGGGCCGCCAGCUCCGGCGCUGUGUGUUGUGCUGUGUACAGCAUCUUUAUGGAGUCUGGCUUUGUAAAGGCACCUAAAUCAAACAAGAGCUGACUUCCUGCUCCCCUGGGAAUGUGGGUCCUUCUCCGAGGGGGGUACCCCCUCCGGGCCCUGCUGCCCCCGCGUGGGGAGUGGAUGGGCCGCAGGAGCCUGCCGCGAAGCUUUGUCCCAGGCCCUCCUCGAAGGCGGUACAGGAAGGAGGUUCUCCCAGCCUUGGAAGUGCCGGUGUUGCCUGUAACCACAACCGAAAUUCGCCAGUAUUUGCGGACACAUGGGAUCCCCUUCCAGGACGGCCACAGCUGCCUUCGCGCCCCGAGCCCCUUUGUGGAGCCCUCACAGGGCAAAGAUCCGAGCGGAGCUGCUGCUUCCUUCAGCCUCUUCAUUGACAAGACCACAGGCCGCUUUCUUUGCAUGACCAGCCAGGCAGAGGGGAGCUGGGAAGACUUUCAGGCCAGUGUGGAGGGGCGAAAGGAUGGAGUGAAAGAGGGGGUCCUGCUUGGUGAGGCUCCAGAAGCUGAGAACAGUGAGGAGGUCCGGAGGAUUUGGGACAGAGCAGUACCCCUCUGGGAGCUGCCUGAUGCAGAGGAGGCCCAGCUGGCUCGAGUGAUGUUUAGCCUUACGAAAGUGACAGAUGACACCCUGAAGCGUUUCCGUGUGCAGUAUCUGCGACCUGCUCGCAGCCUGGUCUUCCCUUGGUUCUCCUCUCAGGGAUUAGGAUUACGAGGCCUGAAGCUAUUAGGAGCUGAAGGCCAGGGGGAUGGAGUGCGCUACAUGGAGACCACCAUUCCCCGCCCUGGUGCCUACCACAACCUAUUUGGAUUACCACUGAUCAGCCGGCGAGAUGUUGAGGUGGUCUUGACCAGUCGUGAGUUGGACAGCCUGGCCUUGAGCCAGGCCACGGGGCUUCCCACUCUUGCCCUGCCCAGGGGAACCCUCUCCUUACCCCCUCUCUUGCUCCCAUACCUUGAACAGUUCCGCCGUAUUAUAUUAUGGCUAGGCGAUGACCUUCGGUCUUGGGAAGCUGCCAAGUUGUUUGCCCGAAAACUGAACCCAAAACGAUGCUUCUUGGUGCGCCCUGGAGAACAACAGCCCCGUCCCCUGGAGGCCCUGACCCGAGGCCUAAAUCUCACUCGUAUUCUGCGUACUGCCCUGCCUGCCUGGCACAAGUCAAUUGUGUCUUUCCGGCAGCUUCGGGAGGAGGUGCUAGGAGAACUCUCAAAUGUGGAGCAAGCAGCUGGCAUUCGCUGGAGCCGCUUCCCAGAUCUCAAUCGCCUCUUGAAGGGGCAUAGGAAAGGCGAGCUGACGGUCUUUACAGGGCCAACAGGCAGUGGGAAGACCACGUUUAUCAGCGAGUAUGCCCUGGAUUUAUGUACCCAGGGGGUGAACACACUGUGGGGUAGCUUUGAGAUCAGCAAUGUGAGACUAGCCCGGGUCAUGCUGACCCAGUUUGCUGUGGGGAGGCUGGAAGAGCAACUGGACAAAUAUGAUGAGUGGGCUGACCGCUUUGAGGACCUCCCCCUCUAUUUCAUGACUUUCCACGGGCAGCAGAGCAUCAGGUCUGUAAUAGACACAAUGCAACAUGCAGUCUAUGUCUAUGAUGUUUGUCAUGUGGUCAUUGACAACUUGCAGUUCAUGAUGGGUCACGAGCAGCUGUCCACAGACAGGAUUGCAGCUCAAGACUACAUUGUUGGGGCCUUUCGGAAGUUUGCAACAGACAAUAAUUGCCAUGUGACACUGGUUAUUCACCCCCGGAAGGAGGACGAUGACAAGGAACUGCAGACAGCAUCCAUUUUUGGCUCAGCUAAAGCAAGCCAAGAAGCGGACAACGUCCUGAUCCUGCAGGACAGAAAGCUGGUAACUGGGCCAGGGAAACGGUAUCUGCAGGUGUCCAAGAACCGCUUUGAUGGAGACGUAGGUGUUUUCCCACUUGAGUUCAAUAAGAGCUCCCUCACCUUCUCCAUCCCACCAAAGAGUAAGGCCCGGCUUAAGAAGAUCAAGGACGACAAUGGACUAGUGGUCAAAAAGCCCUCUUCUGGCAAAAAGGGGGCUGUGCCCCGGAACUCUGAGACCUGCUCAGGCUGUGACCCCAUCCCCUACCAGCCAGACAGCUCUAAGCCUACAGGCUGACCACUGAAAUGUGCUUCGUGGCACAGGCUGGAACAUGGACUCUUUCUUGGCCCUCUGCUAGGGCGUCUCUGUGCUGUAAUUCUAUACUGUGGCUCCUUCUCAGCCUAGGGCAGAGCUCCAUAGGAAAAUCAGCUUAGCUGCUAUUUGAGGACUUUACGAUGUGACAGGCUUUGUUCAAGGUCCUGUAAAUGCAGCACUGAAAAGAUACAUAAGGUCUCUGUCUUCACAGAACCUGCAUUGUGGUAGGAGAGACGCGGUGAACAGACAGAAAACAGUGAAGAAGCUAUAAGGAAAAUAGAAAGGUGACAGUGCUCACAGGCUACCUUAAAUCUAAAAAGAUGUCUGAGAGGGGAUGUCAGCCGGGGCCUCAGGAACGGGAAAGGCAAGGUCAUGGGGGUGUCUCAAGAAGAGGAUUUGGGCAGAGAGGCCCAUGGCCCUGAGCUGGGGAUAAACAUGCAGGUUCAAGGCAGUGAGCUUCGGCACCCUAACGCUGGAGUGGAACGGGUAACUUCUGGCUCUGACUCCAGCUGUUAGGCUUUUGGAGCCAAAGGGUGACAUGGUAUCAAGCACCUCUGCUGCCCACUCUAGAGCCAGGCGUGAGGUGGCACCUGCUAGAAUUGGACCCUGAGCACUUGUGACAUCAGGCCUCAGGUGGGAGCGUCCUGCCACGCCACAGAGAAGGCUGGAGUUCUGCCCCAACACUGGCUCCAUUGUGUGCUGUCUCAGGGAGCUAGAGGUAGGAUUUUUGUAGAGAUUUUGCCGUUUUCACGAAAAAUAAUUUUUCCACUGCC